Messenger RNA from Caenorhabditis sp. 36 PRJEB53466, 4495 nucleotides. NCBI's taxonomy places the organism in Eukaryota, Metazoa, Nematoda, Chromadorea, Rhabditida, Rhabditidae. The record is from the annotation of a GenBank genome assembly.
AUGAGUUGGUUUUCAUCGUCGAAAUUAUCAAAAGAUUCAACGCCGUCAACAAAUUACGGUUUCGUUUUUUCAUUGAUUAUUAGCUAGUUUAAAAAAUUAAAAUCUAAUCUAAUUAUUAUAGUGGCACCGCACAGAAAUGGCGCUCUGUUGAGAAACUCUUUUUGCAGUGCAAAUUGAGCGACCUCGGGGCCGAGUUUGAAAAUUUAGGCCACGUUUUCAGUGGAAAAAUACUUCGCGGCCUAGAAAUUCGGCCAGAUUGCGAACAGCGCGCCCUUUCUGUCCGGUGCCCCUAUAAUAGAUAUCUAAUUAGAAAUCUGAAUUGUCAACUAACUCUUUUUCCGUUCCCCAAAAACCCACAUCGGCCCAUUUCCUGCUCCAUCAUAAAUCUGCAUUCACUCAGCUCUUUCCUAUCCUUUUUUGCAUUCGUCUGUCCGUCUUUCUUCCUCUCAACUCUCCCCUCUCACCCAGACUUUAAUCGAUCGGCGCACUCCGCUCUCCCCGCCGCCAGCGACUUCUUCUUCUUCUUUUUUCCCUUCUUUGUUUCAUGUUCUCUUCUACCCCCGUGCACAUCCUUCACUCGCUUGUCUUCUUCUCUUCCGUUUUCCAUUCUCCCAUUCACUCCCCCUCGUUGGGGCUUUCUUGUUUUUCGGGAGAAAGCAAAGAUUCGGUUGUUGGUUAAUGCGAAUUGAGUUCCCACGAGCUCAUGCGUUAAGGCUUCUGAUUUCAUGAGAUUAGGUGGCUCAGCGCAUUCUCCAUGAGUAUGUAACUACUGAAACAGUAAAGUUCGACUAACAAUUCUCCCAUAUCCUCAUUCUCAUCAUUCAUCUAUUUUUCCACUAACAAUUUCAAUGUUGCUCUCGGUCAAUCAUUAUGAACUACUUUGAAAUGCAUGAAAACUGAAUCUCCUAACAAGAAACGAGCGAAAAAGCGGAAUUUUUGUGCCAGAAAUCGGAUAGCGCCGCGGUCGGGGUUAGCCAAUGCACGACUCCGUUUUCGCUCCUAAUUUUGUCGGUCAUGUCUGAAUUCAAAUUGAAUUUCGCCUCUCGUUGUGGCAAUCAGACCCGCCGCCGCCGUAACAAGCCACUCGGAAAUGAAGUCGUGAAAUUAUAUACUCUACGAGCUUCCGGGAUUGUGAGGAGUCCUCUGGUCUCUGGAGACAAUUAGUGCUCAACUUCAUCCAUUCGCCGUUGCAAAAUGCAAAGAAGGAAAACGAAGAAGUCGCUCGUGCCUCCUUUCCUUUUGUUGUCUGCCCUGACUCUCAUGCGUGCACUUUUCUGGUAAUCCGUUGAAAGUAAUUGUUUUCAGACCGGCUCCCCUCGUCUCAAAGGGAACAGAGGCCUCCUCCAUCUUUCAAUCAGCCUCCUGCCGCCUUCGGCCACCAAAAAAUGCUGCGUGUUAGGAAGACGCCUUCCGAAUCGCACGCGCUUUCAAACUUUGCGUAUGUGAGUCGCCAAGACUUUGACGCGGAGAGAGUCAAGUGAGCAGACAGAUAAAGGGCCUUCAUGUAAACGAUCAUUCAGACAUGUGACCGUGACUCCCGUCUCUCUCCAACCCCACCACUACAUUUUCUCAAUCCGCAACGACAGCUCCGUUCGUCCCGGAGAGAUUGCCUUCGGCGUUCCGCACCGCAAAUGGGCGAAUGUCAGUCUGGAUCAGGAAGUGCAGGUUGACCCGUUCACAUUCCCUCGCUCCGAUUACAUUGGAUCAAUCGUGCUCUCAGCAGAUUUCAAUGGGAAGAAAAAGUGAGUGGAAAGACGAGAUAUCGAUACGAGAGUGUGGCAAUCCCGUAGAAAAUUCGAAACCCGUAGAUUACAAAACCCGUAGAGUCAAAUCCCGUAGAAAAGGGCCGGGCCUAAUGCAAGGUGCGCAUAUUGUUUUGACUCAUUUUUGAUUGCCUUUUUCGCCCUAUUCAUUUGAGCCAUGAAAAUUUGACAGAACGAUUAAAAAUGCCAUGAGGAGUCCAAUAUUCUGAGUUUUCUACAUUUUGGAGUAUCUGUGUUUGUGUACUUAUUUCUACGGGUUUCGAUUUAUUUUUAUUUUUAGGCCCGGCCCUUUUCUACGGGAUUUGACUCUACGGGUUUUGUAAUCUACGGGUUUCCAAUUUUCUACGCGACUGUCACACUCUACGAAACAACUCACAACUCGCAUUUUUGCAGUGUCUCGGCGGAACCACUCAAUUCUGAUCUUAUGGCCAGAGAAUUCUCAAUGCAGUUCGGAGGACAGGCAUUCUCGAAGUGAGUUUAAUUCAGUUCUUCUAGUUUUGAAAAGUGGUUAACACAAAAAAGCAUUGAAAAUAACAGAGCCGGUAACUAGUAAAAAAAUGUCCUGCAAUCCUACAAUAUUCGAUUUCAGAGGAAUGCAGUUGGCAUUCAAGUUCGACGACAAAGAGAAGAACAAAAGUCACUUGCUGUCGCUGACCGUUAAGUCAAUUGAACAGUUUGACGUGGCAAAAGCAGCAGCCGCGUCAGUCAACGGAGAAGAAGGGACCCCUGCGAAGCCGAAGCAGAUCAAUGCCGGAGAACUUCUGCCGAACUCUGUGAUCGUCUUCGACAAAGAGGAAGGCUCAAUGCUGAAUUUGGUCGGAAAAAGCAAAGGAAAGGCGGCGUACAGAUCGAUUAUAAACCCAGACUGGGACUUUCAAAAAAUGGGAAUCGGAGGUCUUGACAAGGAAUUCUCGAACAUUUUCCGACGUGCCUUCGCCUCGAGAGUGUUCCCUCCGGAGUUUAUUGAGCAGCUCGGAAUGAAGCACGUCCGAGGUAUCCUUCUGUACGGACCGCCCGGAACCGGAAAAACACUUAUGGCCAGACAAAUUGGAAAAAUGCUGAACGCGCGUGAACCGAAGAUCGUGAACGGUCCCCAGAUUCUGGAUAAGUAUGUCGGAGAGUCCGAGUCGAACGUGAGAAAGUUGUUCGCCGAUGCCGAAGAGGAAUGGAGACGUUGCGGAGCAAAUUCGGGUCUCCACAUAAUUAUAUUUGACGAAAUCGACGCCAUCUGCAAACAGAGAGGAUCCAUGGUAAGUUAAUUCUUCAAAACAACCAAUCUAUUCAGUUCGUUUUCAGGCUGGCAGUUCGUCUGUUCAUGACACAGUUGUCAAUCAGCUUCUCUCAAAAAUGGACGGAGUUGAACAACUGAACAACAUUCUCGUAAUCGGAAUGACGAACAGAAGAGAUAUGAUUGAUGAAGCUCUGCUCAGACCGGGAAGACUUGAAGUACAGAUGGAGGUGUCGCUUCCGGACGAAUUCGGAAGACUUCAGAUUCUCAGAAUUCACACGGCCAGAAUGAGAGAAUACAACAAAAUGGACGGUAAAGUCGACCUGGAUGAUCUCUCGAAAAGGACCAAAAAUUUCUCCGGAGCCGAGCUCGAAGGGCUUGUCAGAGCGGCACAAUCAAGUGCUAUGAACAGACUCGUAAAGGCCGGAGGAAAAGCUCAAGCGGAUCCAGAUGCCAUCGAAAAGCUCGUCAUUAACUCGGGCGAUUUUGAUUACGCGCUGGAAAACGACGUGAAACCGGCGUUCGGUCGGUCUGACGAAUCACUGAAUAAGUUCUUGAGCAGAGGUAUGAUUGUGUGGGGACCGGAAGUGACUCGUAUUCUCGACGAGGGAAGUCUUCUUGCUGCUACAGUUCAAAAUCCAGAAAACAGUGGAUUCAGAACAGCUGUUCUGGCUGGUACGUGAUAAAUUUCUGGUAUUCUCCCAAACCAUCUCUUUAGGCGCUCCAAAGACAGGAAAAACGUCGUUGGCUGCACAAAUCGCAAAGAGCUCAGAUUUCCCGUUCGUCAAAGUCGUCUCGCCAGAAGAUACUGUUGGAUUCUCGGAAAGUGCAAAGUGCAUGGCUUUGAAAAAAGCAUUCGAGGACGCGAAACGAUCGAAAUUGAGCGUGCUGCUCAUCGACAAUUUGGAGAGACUUAUAGGUGAAUUAUUAAGUACAUUUGAGAGUACAUUUCUGAAUUGCUGAUAUUUAGACUACCACCCAGUUGGACCGAGAUACUCGAAUCUUGUCAUCCAGGCUCUGAUGGUUCUUCUGAAUGCUCCUCCACCAGCUGGUCACCGUCUACUUGUUCUCGCCACUUCAUCCGAUCGUUCAUUCCUCCGAGACAUGGGCCUGAUGGAUGUGUUCGGUGACGUCAUCGACAUUCCAAGAUUAUCGAGUUCCAACCAAAUGAUGAAUGUUAUCAAAGAGAGCAACAUCUUCAGCGAUGAUCAGAUCCCAGACGUUGAGAGGAAGCUCAAUUCGCUUGUGUACGAGAAAAAGUGAGUGAUCUUUUUUGAUCUUCGUUAAGAUAUUGGAAGCACUCCCACUUAGUUCCCAAAAUCGCAGCUUUUCUUGUAAAAUAGUCUCGGAUCAUCCCUUCACCAAUUUUUAUGAUUCUUUCAGAUUCGGUGUUGGAAUCAAACAUCUGCUAGAGUUGAUUGAAUCGGCUCGUCAAGUGGAAGCCGCUUAUCGCGUUCAGACUAUUAUUGGAAUGAUGGAGAACAUCGCAUUCAACUUCCCCUAA